AUGGGCAACUACAGAUGCUACCCGACCGAGGGCAUAGUGUCCAAAACCGGACGCAAGCAUUACCGCAUUCCCGUCCGAUCACAACAUUGGCAGCUUCGAUCAUUAAUCAGCGCAGAGAAGCGAAACAUUGUCUACUUCCCUGGAGGAAAUGGCAGCAAUCACGUCCAGCGACUCAACACCUUCACCAACGAAUGCGAAACAAUCAAACUCCUUACAUUUGCCCCGCGAUGUCUCGUAGCCGAGAGUGGGUGGCUAUGCUGCGGCAGCGAAACUGGCGAGUUCGUCGCCAUCAAGCUUGAGGAAGCAAUCGAAAGCAAUCGACAACCAUUGCUAGGACUUCAUCUUGAUGCCGAAACGAGACACCAACUCAGCCUUGAGGGAGGCAGCCGCGACGAUCCUUUGCUUGCCCUUCUCGCUCACGCCCGACGAUCGAAUAAAAGCUUGAUCGCUAAGAGUAUGAAAUUAGCUAAAGACAGGGUCAACUGCGUUACUCUUUGGUUUCCGCCGGCAUUGGCAACUCUUGCGGCAGGAUCUUAUACAGAGCCCGUCGCGGUUUUGGCCAAUAAUGAUCGCACUGUCAUUCUUGUCAGCUUGCGCGAAUUCGAUCAAAAUGAGAAAGCAGACCCUCUUGAUAUCGUGACAUAUCCUGACUUUGUCAACCGUGCAAUCAUCUCUCCCGAUGGCCGAAUCCUGGUGGCAAUUCUCGACGACCCGUACCUGUACGUUCAUGAGCGGGUUGAAACAGAAGGAGGAGCCGCAACACCGCCCUCCAGUGAUGAUAGCGGAUAUCGAUGGGAACAGCGACAGAGAUUCUUACUCAAAAGCCAGAGAAAGGAUGAUCGCUCAGACAGCAGGGGCAGUUUUGCUGCAUGCUUCUCUCCGUCCGGCGCGUAUCUAGCAAUCGGCACACAGCAUGGCACAAUCUCCAUUUUCGACACCACCCUGCUUCUCGAAUCUUGUGCAGAGCCACUCAUCACCACCUUCAAGUCUUCUCGCCCGGAGAGCGGUCCCGGUGCCAUCCGAGAUAUGGCGUUCUGUCCUGGCCCGUUUGACAUUCUGGCGUGGACAGAAGAUAGAGGCCACAUCGGCUUCGCUGACAUGAGAAGCAACUUCAUUAUUCGUCAGAUUGUUGACAUCAACGUUGAACCCGACUUCCAGCAUAUUGACAUCCUCGAUCGGAACACCAUCGACCCUCGACUGUUGGACACUAGUUCAGACAGGAGGUCAAAUCGGUCCCCGCCUACCAGUAGCACACGGACCCGUCGACAAGGCGAAGCGUUGGAAACUCUAAACCAACCUCUCACUCCCAAUGAAACCGUUGUCUUGGAGGCUAUCCAGGGCGACCGAAGGCGGCGCGAGCGAGCGGCUCAGAGAAGCGCCGAAGAGAGAGCUCGAGGCGGGCCAUCAGAUCUAACCUGGACCUACCUAUCCAGCCUACGGCCCUCAACCACAGAGAGCGAAUCUCCCAGACCCCGGCAACGCAGUAGCAGCGUGGGUCGAGCAAUGGGCGAUAUUCUUGGUUCCUACCGAGAACAGCGAGAACGGCAGCAGGAACGCGUUCGAAAUGCCCGGCAAGUCGCUCGAGAAGCAUCUGACGGCCAACAACAGCAGCAACAAUCAGCAUCAACAAGACGGCCAGAUCAACAAAGGUGGAUGGAUAGGAUUGGGGAAACGGUUGCGGCAAUGCAAAAUCAGAGGGACAGACAGGACUCGUCGUAUCUGAACGUGCUAGAAAUCUUGCAGGCUCGAGAACGCCCUUCGAAUGACGGUGAUAAUGAAGAUUCGUCGCUCCUUGUGCCCCUGGUGAAUCAGGUAGUCAAUCGUUGGGAGGAGAGCGCCAUUCGUGGCACCCUAGCGACUGAUCAUGGAGUUUUCGAAGUCCCUCCGUCGCCGGACAAUACUGCCGGUUUAGCCUGGACUGAAGACGGCCGUACCUUGUUUGUCGGCGCUCAAAAUGGUAUAUAUGAGCUGCAUGUCAACGUCCAAGGCAGAAAAUUCUGCCCCAGUAUCACUAUGAGCUGA
Pochonia chlamydosporia 170 is the source of this 2022-nucleotide messenger RNA. RefSeq names its product WD domain-containing protein. Lineage: Eukaryota; Fungi; Ascomycota; Sordariomycetes; Hypocreales; Clavicipitaceae. The transcript has 3 exons. The record is from RefSeq and is a predicted model, not a curated record. The coding region runs from base 1 to 2022 and encodes 673 amino acids. Gene Ontology annotation, molecular function: protein binding.